UCCAGCCAGGUGGCAUUCCAAGUGCAGCUAGCGGAAAAAAAAAAAAAAAGCGCAGCAAACGGGAGCGCGCGCAGCUUCUCCAAAUCCGGAUUUCUCGUCAGAAUGUGAGGCAGGCGUGCGUGUGUGCGUGCAGACUUGUAAACUCGUAACCUGCCAGCGACGGCCGCCGGACUCGCACGUUCGGAGGCGAAGAGCGCAGCUUGUUUGCAAAUAUCGCCGGGGGUGGGGAGGGGGGGUGAAGAGCGAAAGCAGCCAGACAGUGUGCAGCGGCGACGGGAGGAAAGCAACAUGUCUUCUGCCCACCAAGUGUCGUCUUCCAGAAGGCAGUCAUGCUACCUGUGCGAUCUACCUCGCAUGCCUUGGGCCAUGAUUUGGGAUUUUAGCGAGCCUGUGUGCCGAGGAUGUGUCAAUUACGAAGGCGCCGACCGCAUCGAGUUUGUGAUCGAGACAGCCCGGCAGCUCAAGAGAGCCCACGGCUUCCAAGAUGGGAGAUCCCCCGGAGCGCCACCCCCACCGACUGUGAAGAGCCAAGCUGCUUUAUCAGCAAAAGAGCCGGCGCAGCUGAAUCACGUCGACGGCUCCUCCAAAGCGCCCCAAUCGACGUUGGAUCGCUAUUCCCUGAACGCGGACAGAGCACGUUUCGAGUACCCGGGCAUCGGCGGCCACGCCAGCAGACUCCCGAAUGGCCUCGGCGGCCCCAACGGCUUUGCUAAGGCGGACGACGGGCCCCCGGAGCUGAAUCGGCAGAGCCCCACCUCUCGGAGAAAUCACGGAAUGGUUCCGGUCCCAGGGCAGAUGAACGUCCCACCUAACCUGCUGCCACAGACGAUGCUCAACGGCCCUGGAACAGCGGCCAUCGCCCCGCAUGCCCUGAGCAGCCGUCCCCCUCCUCCCAACAGCGUGUCGCUGACUGAAGUGAGUAAGCGACCGGGCUCCGUGUCCAGCACGGACCAGGAGCGCGAUCUCAAGGAGAAGCAGCGCAACGCCGAGGCUUUGGCCGAGCUGACCGAGAGCUUGCGGAAUCGCUCCGAGGACUGGGUGAACAAGCCCAAGAUGGUACGGGACACCGUGGUGACGCUGUCUAGUUGCACCCCGUUUGACGUACGCUUCAAAAAGGACCACACGCUGCUCGGCCGCGUUUUCGCCUUCGAUGCCGUGUCCAAACCAGGCAUGGACUACGAGCUGAAAAUCUUCAUCGAGUACCCCAGUGGCUCCGGCAAUGUGUUCUCCAGCGCAUCGGGGGUGGCCAAGCAGAUGUACCAGGACUGCAUGAAAGACUUCGGCCGAGGCCUGUCCUCGGGUUUCAAGUACCUGGAGUACGACAAGAAGCACGGGACCGGUGACUGGCGGCUGCUGGGAGACCUGCUGCCGGAGAACGUGCGCUUCUUUAAAGAGCUCGCCAGCUCGGACAUGCUUCCCCAGACGUACAUAGACGCCAGCUGCCCCUUGCUGCCCACUGCGCUAGUAAACAUCGCCCGUGCUUUGCCGGCGGUGGCAGCGAGUGCCCCGAGGACCACCGUUCGCAAGCGUAAAGCCUCCCCGGAGCCCGACUCCGCCGAGGCGGCACUGAAGGCUUCCGAAGAACAGCAGAGGCAGCAGUGGAUGGCGAGCCAGAGCGAGGCGCUCAAAAUGACUAUGGCUUCGGGGGUGUUUGCUGCCACUCACGGGGGCGGGCCACCAUCUCUCGGACCUGGGCACACCGCGCACUCCAGCCGGACCACGCCGCCCGAAAGCGCCCCUCAGAACGGACAGUCCCCCAUGGCGGCCCUGAUGUCAGUGGCGGACACCCUGGGCAAUGCGCACUCCCCGAAGGAUGGCAACUCUGUGCACUCGACCACCUCUGGCAGGCACAGCAGCAGCAGUCCAGUGUCACCCGCAUCGAUGCCUGGCCAGCGUCGCCGCAACGGGGACCUUAGCCUACCCGGAGCGCCCCCUCCCGGCAUGGAGUCGGGCCACCCGCAAAACAUUCCAGACUCGCCCAUGGCCAACAGUGGGCCGCUUUGUUGUACCAUCUGCCACGAACGUUUGGAGGACACGCAUUUCGUUCAGUGCCCGUCGGUGCCCAACCACAAGUUCUGUUUCCCUUGUUCUAGAGAGAGCAUCAAGGCGCAGGGGGCGACCGGUGAGGUGUAUUGCCCCAGUGGAGAUAAAUGCCCAUUGGUAGGUUCGAAUGUGCCUUGGGCAUUCAUGCAAGGUGAGAUUGCGACCAUUUUAGCUGGGGACGUUAAAGUGAAAAAAGAGAGAGACCCUUAGGUGUGCAGCAGCAGUAAGCAGCUGCCUUCUGUCACCUUCCACAUGCAGUAUCUGUGAGUGACAGACAGACAGACAGACUUGACACAAUCAGUCUUAUGUACAGACUUUCUUCUCGCCGUGUGUUUCAAGAUUUUGAAACACAAGUUACGUUUUGCUUCUUCAUUUAAAAGGAUGAAGUUCUUUUGUUACACAGAUUGCAUUCUGUAAACUGUUGUUGUUUAGGGUGGAGGCUCCUUGGCCAAGGUGCACGGCAGUUGUUUGAAAAUUGGGGAAGGGGGCAGGAGUGUAUUUCUUUUUUUUCUUUUCUUUUGAUCAAUUUCUGCACUUCCUAAAAUUUCCAAGGCAAGUGCUAACACCCUCAAAUGACAGACAUGUCGGUAAAGUGGAGAUCGCGGUGGUCCUCGUCUGCUCCUCUGUCUGCACUUUUUUUUCCCCCCCCCAAACAAAGGUGGGAAAUUUCUUAACUCUUUCCUCCUUUGAGCAACUUAAGUUCAUUUUCUGUCCUGGUGAUCUGAUCCACCAAUCUCACCCCACUCUUUCUCACCAUCCCAACUAAGGUGGUCUCUCCAAUCUCUGUCCUCAAUUUUUGUUUUCCUUUAUGCACGGAUGCUUUAAUCGUAGAGCAGAAUGCUAUUCUUGGGAAUAUGCUCUGUUUGUUCUUUGUACAUUUCUGUAGGAACAGAAGACUGUAAUGUGCCUUGGAGCUGAGUAAACUGUAAUAAAUUCAAUUGAUAUGAAUA
Erpetoichthys calabaricus (reedfish) is the source of this 2993-nucleotide messenger RNA. It is a transcript of the gene irf2bpl, whose product is annotated as interferon regulatory factor 2 binding protein-like. Bases 289 to 2253 code for a protein of 654 amino acids. Lineage: Eukaryota; Metazoa; Chordata; Cladistia; Polypteriformes; Polypteridae. Gene Ontology annotation, cellular component: nucleus. Gene Ontology annotation, molecular function: transcription corepressor activity. Gene Ontology annotation, biological process: regulation of transcription by RNA polymerase II. The transcript has a single exon. The record is from RefSeq and is a predicted model, not a curated record.